UCCAAUGGAUGACGGUUCGCAGGAGUCGCAGGACCGCACACUAAAGUCUAGUUCGGUCUUCGUGAGCGCGCGAACGGCGCCCCGACGUCGGCGGUAAAAUUCUGCAGGACGAAAGACCUUCCUCCUGCUCUAGACUGAGUAUCCCACGAUUGGACUAAGGCUCGUGACCCGGUAAAUCGCGAGAGUGCGGGAGCUACGGAUAUAGCAUGUGCUAGGCAUGAGUUUAGUGGUACCCGCUUCAAAGAUGGAAUACCAAUUACCACCACAACAGCCCCAAGUGGCAAAUUCGCCCGUUGCCCCCGUCUCAGGGCACCCGGUGGCUGUUGGAGUAAUGCAAGGAACUCUAACUCAUGUACAGGCCGGAUUGCAGAAUACGAACGGAACGCCUGAAGUUCAGGAUGCCCAUCGAUGGUCGCAGUACCAGCAUUUGUGGCGACAGCACGUUUACAUGAAUGGUAACAGUAAGCCUUCACACCAUAAUGGCCAUGGCCAUUCCACCAUUAAAGAACUGGCAGGAGCCAUUCUUGGGGACGAAAAAAAGGACGACGGCGAACUCUGGAACACUGUGGAGGCGCAGACGGCCUUUUUGGGACCCAACUUAUGGGAUAAGUCAUAUGAAACAGACCUGAAGUAUGUGGAUCUCGAUGAGUUCCUUUCGGAAAAUGGAGUGUCAAUGGAUGGACUAGGAACGCACGCGGCUUUAGGGCCCCUUGCGGGCUCCCACCCUCUUCCUAAACGAGAAAGAUCCCCUAGUCCGAGUGACUGUAUGAGUCCGGACACUAUUAACCCCCCUUCUCCGGCAGAUUCAAUUUUUUCUGAAGCGCUCUCGAUGGGUUCGAGCUGUCGCGACUUCGAUCCACGAACAAGGGCCUUUUCAGAUGAGGAUCUCAAGCCGCAACCCAUCAUCAAAAAGUCCAGGAAGCAGUUUGUUCCAGAUGACCUUAAAGACGACAAAUAUUGGGCGCGCAGAAGGAAGAACAACCUUGCGGCCAAACGGUCGAGAGACGCUCGCAGAAUGAAGGAGAAUCAAAUUGCUCUUCGUGCGGGCUACCUUGAAAAAGAGAAUGUUGGACUUCGUCAAGAGUUGGAACGACUGAAAAAAGAAAACCUCAUGCUGCAAAACAAAUUGGCAAAAUACGAGGACGUCUAAAUCAGCCACAGCGGAAGGAUAACGAACCGUCCUUCUCUAGCAGCAUAGCAAUGGAAUCAUCCGAUAUAGUGAAUUGUUGUUACAGCGUUUCUCAGCUACCUUAAAGCUGCCUAAAACUACCCCAAUUCAAUUGUGUUGUUUUAUCAUUUCAUAUUGGCCCAGCGAAUUAUGGAUUUGCCCUCCCGAGUUAAGUCAAUUAAAUUUUCAAGUCAAUUUAAGUACAACGUAUUAUCAAAAUUAUUUAUUUUUCUUGAAAAUGAGUUUUUGGUCAUGACCUAUCUUGAAUUAUUUAAAUUGCUUGAUAUGUGUUUCUCUUAAGACAGGAGGGCACACGCGAGAAAUGGACGUCAGUGUUCCUUUCAACUAACUGUAAAAACGCAACCAAACAUUUGUAAAUAAACAUACACAUUAUGUAGUAGUCACCAUUGUAGUGUAGGAUUAAAAACCAGAAUUCUUGUUUAAAUUUAGUCUUAGCGGAAAAUUUUCAGAAAACUCCCAUUAGUUGUAGGUACAGACAAAUAACACAGUGGAUGCUGCCUUUUUUUAUUUUUAGAAUUUUCUCGGUCGCUACCUAAGUUGCUUUUUAUCAACAUUAAAACUUUUUCUGCUAGAAAAACAGACAAACUUUAAUCGUAUUUUAUCGGUCUUAUACGUUCUAUAUUAGAAUAGGCCGUACUGUAUAUUAUCACCCUCCGAAAGUUUUCUAAACAUUUUCCGCUACCGAUCCUGCCUCGUUUCAUCGAGCAGCUGUUACUUUGUAGAAUAUUUGUUAUUUGUUUUUAUGUUUAUAUAUAGUUUAUUUUUUUCGGUUGAAGUUAAGUUAGAGCUACAUAAGUCUUUGGCUAGACGGGGAUCGCUCUUUGCGCCGACGUUAAUUCUUCCGUUAACGUUACUGGGUUGGCGCACGAUUGCCGUCGACCGCGUAGUAAUUUCGUAGUACCUAAAUAUGCUCACAAAAGUUUUACAGAACUGUAGCGAUUGCGAACGGCACUAAAAGUUGCUAAUUUUAGUUGUAGCCCGUUGCAUAAGUAGUUAAUAAAUUAUUUCAAAGACAUUAAUUAUUAUAUUACAUGAGAGACGUGUGGUAGAGUUUUUCCACCUAAUUGUAUGACGCUUCUCGUAAUUUUUAAUCAAAAUGAUUUUCUAGAAACAAAGGCUGAUGAUUUUGAUAUUAACUGUUGUGUGAAAACUCUGAUAUACGAGGUUCGCGCAAAACAACUCCUUCUUUCUACCAUCUUUGUACUCGGUUGUGUUGAAUUCAGCGACGCACCUCGUAUAUUAUACAAGGAGCCAUAAAAACGCUUUGGUAGGCCCUGACGUACAAAGGCACAAAUAUAUAGAUAAUUUCCGAUGCAUUGUUAGUACCAAUACACCUGGUAGUUGAUUUUAAGAAGAUAUAUAUUACUUGUUAUGAGAUCCACGCUCUGUGAACAUUUUAGAUAAGACUUAUUCGUGUGGCACUUUUUAAAUAAUGGCAUUUAUAUAUGCUACACUGCCAACUUUGUAAACGCAUUUUAGUACUUACUCGAAAGUUGUUGAUGUUGAGCUUCGAUCGUGUACAUAAAUGUACAAUGUGUUCGGAUAAACUUGGUUUUUUCUACUACCUUUACCAUGUGCUAAAUAUUCCUUUAUCAAUUUUCGAAUCGAAUGCUUUCUUGAACCGGUAUUUAUUCGAACACCCUGUACAAUAGACUAAGAAACUUUCACAUGCUUGAUCAAGCGCGGAUUUUCUUUUAAAUACGUUUUGGACGAAAUUUAAAAGCCUUGAAGUUCGUUAUGGCUCUUCAGUGUACCUUUUACAUCUCUUCGUGAUUGUGACUGCGAAGUUGGCGAAACAACAAGCAAACUGAUUUAAACAGUCACAUUUUGAGGAGCUGCUUUCUCUAACUAAACCUCCACAUGAUAAUGGCAUUUUUUUAGUGGAAAGAUAAAUUACGAAGUAGAACCAUGGGAUUUUUCGACUGAGGAAAAUGCCAUUGAAAUGUACCAGGAGGGUCCCUCGAGGUGAUAAAAUACAACUCAACGUUACCGUUAUCAUUAUAAGAUGUAAAUGUGCAAAGAUAUAUUAUAUUCUAGAUUAUAUGAACAUGUUUUACACAGUUAAACAUUGCCUUAACUGGCUGGCCUUAAUAAAAUUUACCUUUUUGACUCUUUUAUAAUAUGUAUAUGUUGUUUCUGGGCAAUAUUGACAAAACAAAUUAUUUACUUUGUGGUAUUUCCAGCUGGUCUGAAUUGAAGUGUGUGUAGGCUUACACCGUGCAAGUCUGUAAUUCCUAAUAAAUUAAGGUCUACUCAUUAUAAUGAAAUUUCGUUUCUCAACUUAAUGAAGAUUACUUUUGUCAAUAUUUUCCAUUUAUUGUUAGACGUAUUAUUGCUAUAUUGCAAGAAGUGGGUAAAUUUUAUUUUUGAAUAUGAAGAGCUGUUUUCAAGGAUGUUACUAUUAGAUACGUAAAAUUGUUUUGGGACAUUAUAAAACACUUUCAAAAUAUUAUUCUUUAAAAGAUUCAGGGAAAAUUCAGAUCCGAAGGAAAAGGAUGUUUCAUGUCGGCAUUUCAAACCUCUAUCAGUUUUUAACUUGCUACGGGAGGAGAAUCGCUAUCUAUACAUACGCAAAAAUACUUGAUAUGAGUACUAAAAAUUGUUUUGUUUUUAAACGGAAUUCAAAAACGACUAUCGAUCUUUUGAGUCACAUUCCAAAGCCAAACUGAAAAACCGCAAGUUCUAUAUGUGUCCCAAAGCAUGCAAACAAUACCUACAAGGAAUGGUCUGAAAUACUUAAGACAAACCAUAUGAACGAGGUGUUUUGACAAAUCAUCUCCCAAGAGCACUGAAACACAUUUCGGUGAAGCUAAAUGAUGCUGUCGUAGAAGAUAUUUUGUAGUAUUUAACUAAGAUGAUAAUUACAAACUGUAAUAACUGCUACUGUGAGCAUUAAAUGACGGAAAAUAUA
Dendroctonus ponderosae (mountain pine beetle) is the source of this 4100-nucleotide messenger RNA. RefSeq names its product hepatic leukemia factor (gene Pdp1). The transcript has 6 exons. Gene Ontology annotation, molecular function: RNA polymerase II cis-regulatory region sequence-specific DNA binding; DNA-binding transcription factor activity, RNA polymerase II-specific. Gene Ontology annotation, cellular component: nucleus. The record is from RefSeq and is a predicted model, not a curated record. Gene Ontology annotation, biological process: regulation of transcription by RNA polymerase II. NCBI's taxonomy places the organism in Eukaryota, Metazoa, Arthropoda, Insecta, Coleoptera, Curculionidae. Bases 218 to 1150 code for a protein of 310 amino acids.